CGCAGAUCUUGUCCACGCCCGCCCGCCAACGUGCACAAUCACACACGCACAGCAACAAUGGUCGCGCAGAACUCGCUCUCGUCCCAGACGACGCCCGCGUCGCUCCCACCGUCCGUUUUUACGCUCCCACAGACGGCCCAGCUCGAGGCGCUGUACACGAUCAUCCGCGACAAGAGCACGAGCCGUGGGGACUUUCUCUUCUACUCUGACCGCAUCAUCCGCCUGCUCGUCGAGGAGGGCCUCAACCACCUCCCUGUCGUGCCCAAGACCAUCGAGACGCCCACGGGCGUAACGUACGAGGGUGUCGGCUUCGAGGGGCACAUAUGCGGCGUGUCCAUCCUGCGUGCGGGCGAGGCGAUGGAGGCGGGCCUCCGGGAAGUGUGCAGGAGCGUCCGCAUCGGCAAGAUUCUGAUUCAAAGGGAUGAGGAGACGGCGCAGCCGAAGUUGUUCUACUCCAAGUUGCCGCAAGAUAUUGCACAGCGAUAUGUGCUGUUGCUAGACCCUAUGCUCGCUACCGGUGGCUCUGCCAUGAAAGCGGUGGAGGUCAUCAUGGAACACGGCGUGCCCGAGGAGCGGAUCAUUUUCAUCAACUUGAUCGCGUCUCCUGAAGGCUUGCGGAAUUUCUGCACGAAAUACCCAGCUCUCCGGGUGAUCACCGGCUGGAUUGAUCAGGGUUUGAACGAGAAAUCGUACAUCGUGCCCGGGUUGGGCGAUUUUGGCGAGAGAAGAUACUGCUCCUAAUCGGGGCGAUGAUGCUCUCAGCUUCCAGUGACACAAUGCGGCCAGAGGGGGCUGUUGUCGAUCGCCAUUGGUCGUGUUUCAGACUGGGGCCAUUGGGGUAUACGGAAUCUAUCCAACAAGGUGUAUUACAUACUGGCGUUUGUGGUAUUACAUGGCCGCAGGGAAUGCAGAUGUUUACGUGGAAUUUGAC
Molecule: messenger RNA, 931 nt
Organism: Postia placenta MAD-698-R-SB12
Lineage: Eukaryota; Fungi; Basidiomycota; Agaricomycetes; Polyporales; Adustoporiaceae
Exons: 9
Coding region: 58-741 (227 amino acids)
Source: RefSeq, a predicted model, not a curated record